Ostrinia nubilalis (European corn borer) is the source of this 2510-nucleotide messenger RNA. Its product is annotated as tetratricopeptide repeat protein 27. NCBI's taxonomy places the organism in Eukaryota, Metazoa, Arthropoda, Insecta, Lepidoptera, Crambidae. The coding region runs from base 134 to 2506 and encodes 790 amino acids. The record is from RefSeq and is a predicted model, not a curated record. Gene Ontology annotation, molecular function: protein binding. The transcript has 12 exons.
UUAGGUUAAAUGUCAAUAAAAAACACGAUCACGUUUGUUUACAGGUUUUCAUGCAUUUUCUUGUAAUUAAUGAGAAAAUCUAUGCCUUUUUUAUUUGGAAUUCAGUAAUAAGUCGUUCACUGGAUCAAAGAAAAUGGUUUCCGAUAACAGUGCUAUCUUGUAUUUGUGUAAUUUCGAUGAUCAGUUGAGCAAAUCAGAAAAUCAGGCGCUUGAUAAGCUUUGGUCGGGAGAAUGGUCAAUAGAGAACAAAGACUUGUGCAAGGAACUGCUUUGUUCAGACUUGGAUGGAGAGCUCUUGAACGUAAUUAGGAAAUACCGGGACAACAGCAAUGACUUGGAAAACAUUCUUCAUCUGGCUGUGAGUUCUUUGCUGACAUUCUGUGAUCAAAACUGGAAUCCACAUCCAAAAGAAGUUAAUUUAGAAGAGUAUCUCCAUAUGAAGUGGCCCGAGGGUGUUGAUGUGAGCUUGAAGCUGCAACGGGACUCAGAGCCCAUCUACGUGAAUAUCAUACACCCAGAACUGUUGUAUUUUUCACACCAAAUCUUCAGUGCUUUGUAUUCUGUUGAACAAAAUUUGGUGCACCUAUGGUGGUGUUUUCGAAGCAAAGUUCUCCAUCAGAGAGCCCUUGAAGACACCAGCGCUACAGUCUACUCUGAGCUGGAGUUGAUAAUGGCGAAGUUGACAAAUGAGCUCCAAAACCUACAAAAUAAACCACGUCUGCAAAUACUGCUUUGCCUGGAAAUAGCACAGGCGUACUUGGUAUAUGGUAGAGUGCAAAAAGUGGAGGAAUAUUUGAACCGAGCUAGAGAUAUAUCUGGCUUGAAACUGGAGUUAACUGGUGUUUUGGGCAAGAGGACGAAAUACCAACAGAAUCUACUGCCCCAACUUGCCCUAAGCAGUGAGCUGGAUUCCGCUGUGAACCGUCCUUCCGCUGAAGAGAGCCACGGCUCUUCAGAACUGCCUCCGGACAUUGAACUGCAAGAUGAUGUGCGACUCAACAAGAUACAAUAUCAGCAGAAAAUCUCGCAGUCAGAGCUACCAAGCUUGGAACAAACUCUCUGUUUGCUUACUGUGCAAUACAUUCAAAAGUCGCAACCCAAAGACGACCUUAUGACGGAGGAGUUACAGCCCUACAUCGAGACUAUUCUAACCCAGAAGCGAGGUCCGUGGUCCACUCGUGUCGCGGCUCUGCUGAUCCGCUGUCGGCUGGAGGCCAAUCACAAACGUACGGUAGAGCGCGCCAUGCUUCAGUGCGAGACCAUUGUCGAGGAUAAGACUGGAGUUGCUCCUACUGAUAGGCUAUCCUACCUCUGGGCCACGGGUCUCCCGCCGGCCUGGACGUGGCGCCAACAGUUAGCCGACUUAUACCUGAGCAUGGGGCUGGUGAAGGCGGCGCUGGAGCUGUUCCGCCGCCUGCAGCUGUGGGAGGACGUCAUCGUCUGCUACACCAUGCUGCAGCUGCGCCACAAGGCAGCAGAAGUUAUACAGCAGCAAAUAGAGAUAAACCCAACUGUGAAACUGUACUGCCUUCUGGGUGAUGCCACAGACGACAUCUCGUGCUAUGAAAAGGCGUGGGACUUCUCCAAUCACAAGAGCAGUCGGGCCCAGCGCCACUGGGGCAACUUCCUGUUCGACCAUAAGCGCUACCGCGAGUGUAUCCCGCACUACGAGGCGUCCGUAGCGAUCAACUCCAUACAGGAGAGCGUGUGGCUACGACUCGGAUUCGCUGCGCUUCAAACAGAGCAGUGGGAAACGUCGGCUUCCGCAUACCGUCGCUACACUUACCUCCAGCCGAACAGCUUCGAGGCGUGGAACAACUUGGCCAAGGUGUACGUGAACCAGGGCGACAAGCAAAGAGCGUACAGAGCACUUAUGGAGGCGCUGAGAUUCAACUAUGAUAACUGGAAGUUGUGGGAGAACGUAGUAACAGUGAGCAUGGAUACCGGCCACUUGGAUGACGUGGUACGCGGCGUGCACCGCCUGGCCGACCUGCUGGGCAAGUUCCACGACGUCGAAGUGCUGUCGCUGCUGGUGCGUGCCGCCCUGCACGCGAGCACGGGAGCAGACGCCGAUGGACACAGCGCCACCAGGUUACGGAAACAAAUACUGGAGCUGUUCGGUAGGAUCACCUCGCUGACCCCGAACAAGCCGGAGAUAUGGCAGUUGUACUCCGACAUCAGUCCGACCUUCUUGCUGAAAGCGCAACGACUUCUGAAAGCUUAUCGCGGCUAUACGCAGAAUGGCAACUGGUCGAACAGCCCAGACACGUGCAAUAGAGUGAUAGAGCUCGCCCAGAAUCUUCUCGACUACAGUCUGAAGGCCCGACAGGAGGCCGAAGACAAAGAUAAGGCGCAGUGCGACCAGCAGUUGUCUUCAGCUCGGCUGACCGGCCAGGCCGUCAUCCGGGCCGCGGAGAAACAGGACUGGCCGCAGACCAAGGAGCCUUUGGAGGAGUUGACGAAGCUUUUCAAUGAAAUCACGGAAUAUAUGAAAUCAAUUAUGUAGUAAA